AUGCUUGUAAAGCCGCUGAGGCAGCGCGCCAGCCUGCCGGAGCCGGUGACGGAGCCCAUGACUAUACUGGACGCCAACGCCGAUGUGGUGAUCGAGGACGGACCAGUUAUCAUCAACGAGAAGGGCGAGCUGGAGGAGCCGGAGGAGGUGACGCUGGACCUGAGCGCGCUGAUGGGCGCCGCCGACCACGGCGCCGCCGCCGCCGAGCUGGACGCCGACGUCGGGUACUUCGACGUGAACGGACAGUUCGUCGAGCGCUCGCCGGUGAAGAGUGACUGGAGCAGCUCGCGCUUCUCGGUCGAGGCGUCUGCCGCUCAGGACGACGGUGUCGCUGCCGUCGGCGCCGCCGCCCCGAUGGUGGUGGUGCUGCCCGACCCACAGCUGGCGGCACUCUCCGUGUUCGACGGAGAGACGCAGCCGCUGUGAGCGCAAACAGCGCCAUCUCAGGAGCACCUGGAGAGGUCCGUCGCCGCGCGAUGCGCCCGCCAUCUCGUGGCCGGCUCGUCAAGCUCGCUUUGGGCGAGUGGCCGCCGGGCGGGCCUCGGCCAGCUGAGUACAAAGGUCCGGAGAAGUC
Pollicipes pollicipes is the source of this 574-nucleotide messenger RNA. RefSeq lists its product as uncharacterized. Bases 1 to 426 code for a protein of 141 amino acids. The transcript has 3 exons. The record is from RefSeq and is a predicted model, not a curated record. Lineage: Eukaryota; Metazoa; Arthropoda; Thecostraca; Pollicipedomorpha; Pollicipedidae.